UAGACGUGUCGUUUAGUGCGAGAAUGUUACAUGCUGAAGAUCUGACGUGUACUCACCGUCGUAGCCGUUUCAGAAUGGAAAACCGCUCUGCGCGUCUUCCGUAGUCACUACUGUGUUAAGUCCUCGACCAGUUGCAUCAGACAAGUUCGAUUCCGUUGACUCUCCUUUCCAGUUGUGUUCAUAAUCGCUUCACUUGUGCAUCUACAUGUACUUUCGAAAUUCUAAAUAGAAAAAAAAGUGUGAUAUUGCGCCUCACAUUGCGCGGACAUAAAGUCAAAAAGAGAAAGGGGGAAUUUGUCCUUCAAUUUGUCGUGACACUUAAACUCCGAACAUGUCACUGUUCGCCUGUUGCGUCCGUCAGAACAAUCGAGCGGCGGAGGAGGCGCGUCAGCAGAUGCUAGCGAAAGAUCCGCCGGAGAUCUCAUGGGAGAACACGCUGGGCUCGCCUCACGGUGUGCCCUUUGACGACGACACAAAGGAACUGCUGAGGAAGUGUCUCGACGUCUCCGUGCCGCCACCGACCAGCGUCGCGGAGCUAAUCAGACGAAGCAAUGCGUUCCCCGUGAAGUUUCCAAUUAACACUGUAAGAUGCACCGCUUUGAGGGACAGAGGAAUCAGCUCGGAUACUAUCGAGUUGAACGCAAAUUCGGUAUAUCCGCUGAUACACGAAGCGAUGUUGCCCCUGAUUGCUCGAUGGCUGAAACAUAAGCGAUUGUACGGUAGCGCUGUUGAGAAAGUCACGUAUGCGGACAUGGGCCUCGUUCAAUUUAUCCAUCGCCUGCUGGAUAAAAGGGCAGCUUCCUUCUGCGGUCAUGCAGAUCGAUGGAAAUUACUCGAUAACAAAAGUGGUUUCGAUGGCUGGGAAAGUAUCGGUACCGAUCACGAGGAGGAACCGUUGGUCCUAACGAAAUACUUGAGCUACGACGAGAUCAAAUUGUCGGCAAUGAUGGUGAUGUCGUCUCACACGGAGUUCAUAAACGACGGCUCGCGAAACAAUAGAGGUAUCGUGAGCAGUGACCCAGACGCCGUCCAACCCAGAGGGGUUAUUAUGGGUGUCGUAGGCACAAGAUUCCAGAGGCCCCGAUGCAUGGAGUACCAGGACAUCGUCAUCACGCCGCAGCAGAACAAUAUGAAUAACGGGUACGGAUCCGCGUUGGAUGGCACUUUCGAGGAGAAGCGCGGGCUGCGUGUUUUAUGGGCCAAAUUUUAUGGCGAGGACUAUCAUCCGCUCUACGAAGAAACCACGAAGCGGAUGAAGUCAAAAGAAAACAGGCGAUACAUAUCUUUAGGCAAUCAGACGAUCUUCGAUAUCGAGAAUUACAUGAAGAGAACUCUGCUGUCCGUAGAAAUAGUACUACUCGAAGCGAACAGCCGCGCCGAAAAGCACAACACAACCGCUUUCUUGCACGUGGUUGGCUUUGGCCUCGGUGUCUGGAAAAUACUUCAGGAUCAGGAAGUCUACUUCCUGAAAACGUUCGAAAUCGCCAUCAGGAAGAUGAACAAGAAGCUCAAGUACGUUUCCGACAUCAUGUUCGCUUACUUCCGGCAGCAGAAAUGCGGCGGCGCGGGAAAUGGCGAUUAUCUCGGCGAUAUAAAAAUACAUUUUGCUCUGAGAGAACCACACAGCAGACUGGUCCGAGCCAAUGACGCGAGUAAACUCCUCGUUGUAACUUACGCCUGGGAUGGAAAUACGCUACCAGGGAAUGAAUUCUGGGUGGGGAGUCUGGAAACCAGCGGUGAUCCAGCGGCUGCGUGCAGCACCCAAGUAACCGAGCUGCAUAAUUCCAAGAUCAAUCCACGCGCGUGCGGCGCCAGCUUGCACGUCGCGUCCGCGGAGCAUGGAAUCCUGCACAUAUCGGAUUACGCGAAGCUCCACCUUACUUAGGUAACCCCCGAUAAGCGCCCCCCUUAUCGACGCUGGUCUUCCUUGCUGAAUGAAGUUCGAUUUUGUGAUCACAUAUUUAUGAACAAUUGUGGACAGAAAAGUUGUCCGACGUUUUAUGAUGAAUUUCGAAAAUACAGUCUAUGCGAGAGAUUAUGGCUUCAGCUCGAGGAUAUGUUUAGUGACGCAUUAUUAGAGCAAAUGAUGUACGAAUAUCCAUGGAACGAUAGAAACGAGUAUUCCGAAAAAUUGUAAAAAGUCGGACAACCUUUCUGACCACGACCGAACAAUGUUGCGCCGUUGUAUUGUCAAUGCGGCAGCACGCAUCUUUAUUUAAUCGAGAGAAAAUCUCUUUUCUUUUCUUAUCUUUGUAUUCACUGGUAGAAGUAAUAGAAUUGUUGAUAAUAUACUGCAUGUACUUACCAGGAAAUAUUCGAUUAUCGAAAAAAUUGAACUAUUCGACGAAAAGAAA
Molecule: messenger RNA, 2354 nt
Organism: Vollenhovia emeryi
Lineage: Eukaryota; Metazoa; Arthropoda; Insecta; Hymenoptera; Formicidae
Exons: 9
Coding region: 332-1885 (517 amino acids)
Source: RefSeq, a predicted model, not a curated record